Vigna radiata var. radiata (mung bean) is the source of this 1144-nucleotide messenger RNA. RefSeq lists its product as uncharacterized. NCBI's taxonomy places the organism in Eukaryota, Viridiplantae, Streptophyta, Magnoliopsida, Fabales, Fabaceae. The coding region runs from base 61 to 927 and encodes 288 amino acids. The record is from RefSeq and is a predicted model, not a curated record. The transcript is spliced from 2 exons.
UCGGACAUUUUAUAAUUUUAUGAAAUAAACGGAGGAAGAUAAUGAGAGGUGUGGUGUCGAAUGGAGAUCCAUCUUCACCAGUGCUACUGGUACGCUUCCAAAUUUCUGGGUCACCCUGUUCCACCUUCACAUCUAUCUUCCUCAUGGCGACCCUUUCUUCUGGCUAGACCCUUUUCCCCUUCUCUUGUCUCUUGCUCCUCCAACAACUUCCCACGUUGGGAUUCCAACGCGGAAUCCUUUCGACCCCGAAAUUUCACCUCCAACGGCCCCAGAGGCAAGGAACGGGAAGAACAAGAACAAGGAUAUGGGAGGAAGAGACGCUGGUGGUCUGAUGAGGAAAGAGAAUUCCUGGAAGAUGAAGAAGAAAUUUCUAGUGGAAUUAUGGAAGAAGCCAUUGAUGGUGUCUGGUUUCUGCAGAUUUUCAAAUCCUAUGGUUGGACUCUACCGGUCAUCCUUGCAUCAUGGUUGCUAUCUAGUGGCCCUAAAGCUUUCCUCAUGGCAUUAGCUCUUCCUCUUGGUCAGUCAGCACUUGCACUAGCAUUUGAUAAAUUAUGGAGACAGUCAGAGAGCAAACCAAAACGCAAGAACAGGACGAGGAGGAAACCUCGCCGUGCUAAAGGCACAAUCCUUGAGGAAGAACCUGCAGAAAACCAGAGAACCAAAACUGGGUACCAAUCAUGGGUAGUUGAAGAUAAUGGUUCAGUUGAUAAGGGCAACCAAGAAGCAGCACAGAGCUUUGGUGGAUGGGAUCACUUGGAGAGGUCAAGACCCGUGAAAAAGUCUUCCUUUGCCAUGGAUGGAUCACCAACGAUUCCUACAGAUGGUGGUAGGUUGAGUAGGAGAGAAAGAAAAAGUGACACACCUCUGCUGUUUCGAUUGCUUAUUGCAAUUUUUCCAUUUUUGGGCAUAUGGACAAAGAUGCUGUAAUAGUCUCUCCUCUGCCACCAUAACUUGAUCUUGGAUGAGUUGGAUGUGAUCUUAUACAUCUUCCUCGGAUGAAGAGAAAAACCAAUACGUUGUUUUAUGAUGGUUGUUUGUCAAAUUAUAUGUAGUCUGUUAGAUGAUGAAUUAUGUCGAUUAUUAUUACUUCUGAAAACAUGUGUUCUGAUAACAAAAGUUAAUAAAAUAAUUAUUACAAAAUAUU